Molecule: messenger RNA, 667 nt
Organism: Neurospora hispaniola
Lineage: Eukaryota; Fungi; Ascomycota; Sordariomycetes; Sordariales; Sordariaceae
Product: V-type proton ATPase subunit F
Exons: 4
Coding region: 118-492 (124 amino acids)
Biological process (GO): proton transmembrane transport
Cellular component (GO): fungal-type vacuole membrane; proton-transporting V-type ATPase, V1 domain
Molecular function (GO): proton-transporting ATPase activity, rotational mechanism
Source: RefSeq, a predicted model, not a curated record
CUACCGACGCUAAUACAAACACACAUUUCAGAAGAUUUAUUCAAGUUAUUACCAGUCACUCAAGUUUCUAUUGUCGCAUAGCCCUCGUUCCCCGACCGAUACCCGACCCAGCCUAUCAUGGCAACUUCCCAAGCAGACGCUAGGGACCGUCAGUUCCUGGCUGUAAUUGGAGACGAGGACUCCGUCACGGGACUCCUCCUUGCAGGCAUUGGCCACGUUACGGCUCCCCCUGAUUCGCAAAAGAACUUUCUUGUGGUGGACAACAAGACGGAUAACGCUGCUAUCGAGGCGGCCUUUGAGCGCUUCACGACCGAGAGGAAGGACAUUGGCAUUGUUUUGAUUAACCAACAUAUUGCUGAUAGGAUACGGCACCGAGUCGACACCCACACCGCGGCCUUCCCUACCGUUCUCGAGAUCCCGAGCAAAGACCACCCUUACGACCCCGAGAAGGACAGUGUUCUCCGCAGAGUCCGUCGUCUGUUUGGUGAAUAAAUGUGUUUGCCCAGUUGAGCAUGGACAUAACGAACGGGGAAUGAUACGGCAUGAUGGAAGGAAUGGAAGCAGUCAGGUUCAUGGGGGCAUAGCGGAAUCAAUGUGCCCACGACAUCACAGCGGCGGCGCGCAAUGCGGGAAACUUAGAAUACCUAUAAAGAAGCAGAACGACGGG